Messenger RNA from Nomascus leucogenys (northern white-cheeked gibbon), 4375 nucleotides. It is a transcript of the gene MROH7, whose product is annotated as maestro heat like repeat family member 7. Gene Ontology annotation, cellular component: cytoplasm. NCBI's taxonomy places the organism in Eukaryota, Metazoa, Chordata, Mammalia, Primates, Hylobatidae. The record is from RefSeq and is a predicted model, not a curated record.
GAGGGGUGGCUCUGGGAAAGUCCUAGGGGUGGGGGCUGUCUCCAUAGUCUCCACAAGGGAGUUACCACCUUCCCCCACCUCUGGGUAAAAGUCUUCCGCUCUGGCUGUAUUCCACAGUUAGAACUUCAUACCUUUGGCUUAGAGCUGAAUUUUCUGUUACCAUGUGGAUGCUCCAGGUGGAGGGCCCCACUCCUGCUUAAAAACACCAUGCAUGCAGACUGCUGCUGGGAGCGUGACAGUUGGCUGUUGGAGAGAAGGGGGCACUGGCAUUGACAGACCUCCAGACUGGACAUGGCCCUGAGUCCAGGGGCUAACCUGGUCUUCCAUGAAGACCCAAAGAUGACACCAAGUCUCCCCUCCUGUGGGACCCCAGGAUUAGGGUCUGGUACCAUCCCUCGGUCCCACCCAGACACGGCUCAUGUGCCUAUGUUGAAUCUGCUCCCAAGUCCUGGCUUGGCUCUCGUUCCAGAUCUUAAUGCUUCUUUGAGUCCAGUCUCAGGGGAGGCCUCAGGCCUGUGGUCUGAAAACACCCCCAGACCUGAUGACAGCAGGGCCAUCGCUCCAGCCUCCCUCCAGAUCACCAGUUCUUGUUCUGGUGAAGCCCUGGACCUGGAUUCCAAGGAUGUCUCAAGGCCUGACUCACAGGGGCUCCUCUGUCCAGCCUCAAACCCCAUUCUGAGCCCUAGCUCUACUGAGGCCCCUGCUCUGAGCUCCGGGAACCAACCUCAGUCAAAUUCUGAAGAUGGCUUCAAAUGCCUCUCAAGUAAGAUUUUUGAGUUGGGUCAGAGAAACUCCAACCCUUCUAGGCAUGAAUUAAACCCAUUUAUAAGGCACCAUUCCAGAGAAGGUCUGGUUCUGGGCCACUGCAUCACUAGGCCAAGCUCAAAAGCACUCCUUAUUCCAGCCUCAAACUCUUUUCUGGACCUUGACUCCAAUCCAUUGCUCAACAUGGACUCAAGAAACACCUCCAAGCUGAACCUGAAUGUAGCUCCAGAUUCUCGUGGGACCCUAAUCCCAGACACAAACGAGACCAUCACUUUGGCUUCACAUAACAUCUCUGAGUCUGUUUCAAAAGGAGCCUUUAGUACCACCUGGAGCACAAGUUCAAAGGAAACCAUGAAUGUGGCUUCCAAUGGCCACCCCAGAUCUGAUUUGGACGUAACCAUCACUCAAGCCUCAUAUGUGACCCUGAUUCCUGGCUCCAGCGAUGGUAUGAGCCUGCACUCCAGCACCCAUGGGCCCAACUCCACCAUCUCUCCACCCUCAUGCAUGACUCUAAUCCUGGGUUCCAAUGAGACUCUGAGCCUGGACUCCAGCCUCCUGUUCAGCGACACCUCCACUUUGACACUGAGCAGUCAGCAGGAUGAUGCCAAGGACAGCAGCAUCCACACUGUGCCCCUGGAGGAGAAUCUGGAGAGUUGGAAUGAGAUGGCCAGCAUUAAGGUGGGCCAGUUCCCGCUGGGAUUCCCCACCUCCAACCCCGCAGGCAAGGACGCCGUGACCUUGCAAGGCAUCCCUGAGGGAGCCUUUGAUGAAGUGACCUCAUGCCUGGUGAAGGUGCCAGAGAAGACAGAAGGUGGCAACAACAUGGCUCUGGUUGAGAAUGUCGCCACCCUUCAGAAGAGUCAGGAUCUGCUGGAGGCAGGAGAAAAGAAGACCAUGAUAAAGAAGAUUAUGAGGCAGAUCCAGGAGGAGCCACUGGAUUCUCUCUCAAGCUCCGUCCGCAAGCAGGCCAUGGAGAUCCUGACCCAGCUGAGCCACACCCAGCCCACCCUGGGCAUGCGGGAGAGGUCGGAGCUGAUGAACAUGUGUGUGCAGAGCGUGUUCUCCCUGCCCUCCGUGCAGGCGAUGCAGGAGAAGGACGAGGCCAAGGCGGAGACCAUCCAGACUCUUUACCAUCAGACGCUGGAGGCCCUGCAGACACUGCUCAAAGCCCUCUUUAUCGAGGACCCCACUGCUGCUGGGCUGAAGAGCAUCUUGGAGGCCCUGGGGCCUUGGAUGAACUCUGGGAAGGCCCAUGAGCGAGCACGGGCUGUGAACAGCAAUGUCUCUAUGUUGAACCACAUGCUUCUAACUCUGCCUUCAUUUAUGCCCUUGGGGUUCCCGGCGCUGGGGCUUCUGCUGGGGAGACUCAUCCUUCGCAUUGGGGAUCCUGAUGAGGAGAUUGGCCGUGAGGCUCUGGAUGGCAUCAUCAUCCUCUACACUAUCCUGGAGCUCCAAAAACGAGCCAGAGAUAAGGAAGAGACGAACAAGAAGGAGCUAUAUGAGAGCAACAAGCAUUUCCUGGGGCCCUACAACCCUGUGAGCCCGUGCCAGAACAUCCUGCGGUUGAUCGCGGAAUUUGGAGACUUCCUGGGGCCCCAGCAGAUAAAGGACCUGCUGCUGGCAGCCCUGGAAGGGCUGAAAGGCAGCUCAGAGGCUCCAGGGAAGGACUCCAGGGAGGUGAUGCAGCUGGCUUCGGAGGUCAUGCUCAGCUCGGUGCUGGAGUGGUACCGCCACAGGGCGCCGGAGGUGAUCCCAGAAAUCAUGCAGGGCAUCUACACGCAGCUGAGCCACAUCCAGGAGCCUCGGGCCCGCCAGGUGGCCCUGCUGCCCGUCUCCCUCCUGGCCAGCUCCUUCAUGACCGAGGUUGUGGUGGCCCUGCUCAUGUGCCCCCUCCCACUGAACAGCAAUGGAGCAGAGAUGUGGAGGCAGCUGAUGCUGUGCAAGCCCAGCUGUGACGUCCGAGACCUCCUGGAUCUGCUCCUGGGCAGCCUGAAGGAGAAGCCCGUCACCAGGGAGGGCCGGGCUUCCAUCGUGCCCCUGGCGGCAGCCAGCGGCCUGUGCGAGCUCCUGUCCGUCAACAGCUGCAUGGGCCGUGUGAGGCGCAUCUACCCCCAGCUGCUCCUGGCCCUGCUCAUUCAGGUCCAUUACCACAUCGGCCUCAACCUGCCUGGCUGCGUGGCUCCUCCCAAGGACACCAAGAAGGGCGCACAGCCCUCUCCCUUCGUACCUGUGCGCUGGGUGGUGAGAGUGGUGAAAACCCUGCUACUGAGGAUGGGCUGCUCUUGUGAGACCACCUUUCUGGAGGACCAGGGUGGCUGGGAGCUCAUGGAGCAGGCGGAGAGCCACCACCGCGGAGUGGCCCUGCUGGCAAGGGCCAUGGUGCAGUACUCCUGCCAGGAGCUGUGCCGCAUCCUCUACCUGCUCAUCCCGCUCCUGGAGCGAGGCGACGAGAAGCACAAGAUCACGGCCACGGCCUUCUUCGUGGAGCUCCUCCAGAUGGAGCAGGUGCGCCGGAUCCCCGAGGAAUACUCUCUGGGGCGGAUGGCAGAAGGCCUGAUCCACCACGACCCCAUCAUGAAGGUGCUCUCCAUUCGAGGCCUGGUCAUCCUGGCCCGCAGGACUGAGAAGACCGCCAAGGUGAAGGCCCUCCUGCCCUCCAUGGUGAAGGGCCUGAAGAACAUGGAUGGGAUGCUGGUGGUGGAAGCGGUCCACAACCUCAAGGCUGUCUUCAAGGGGCGGGACCGGAAGCUGAUGGACAGUGCGGUCUAUGUGGAGAUGCUGCAGAUCCUGCUGCCGCACUUCAGCGACGCACGAGAGGACGUGCGCUCCUCCUGCAUCAACCUGUAUGGGAAGGUGGUCCAGAAGCUUCGGGCACCACGCACUCAGGCCAUGGAGGAGCAGCUGGUCAGCACCUUGGUGCCCCUACUGCUGACCAUGCAGGAGGGCAACGCCAAGGUAAGCCAGAAAUGUGUGAAGACCCUGUUGCGCUGUUCUUACUUCAUGGCUUGGGAGUUGCCAAAAAGAGCUUAUAGCCGGAAGCCCUGGGACAGCCAGCAGCAGACGGUGGCCAAAAUUUGCAAGUGCCUUGUGAACACCCACCGAGACAGCGCCUUCAUAUUCCUCAGCCAGAGCCUGGAGUAUGCCAAGAACUCACGGGCCUCCCUCCGGAAGUGCUCAGUCAUGUUCAUAGGGUCCCUGGUCCCCUGCAUGGAGAGCAUAAUGACAGAAGAUCGUCUGAAUGAAGUGAAAGCAGCUCUGGAAAACUUGAGACAUGACCCAGAAGCAUCAGUGUGCAUCUGUGCGGCCCAGGUCCAGGACCACAUCCUGGCCAGCUGCUGGCAGAACUCCUGGCUGCCGCACGGGGACUCGUGGGUGUGUUACCCGGCCACCACGCACCGCUGGAGUCCCAGCUGUGAGAACCUGCCCACUUCCCACCAGCGGCGCUCCUGGAUCAUGCAGGCACUGGGCUCCUGGAAGAUGUCCUUGAAGCAGUGACGUCCCUGAGCCCCCAGCCCUCCUCAGGGUGGUUGAGCUCCAGCCAUGCUCCCUAUAAGUGUCAUGUGGCUUACCUCUCUAGCUUGAUUGUUUCCUCCUGGGACAUCCCCCAGAC